Messenger RNA from Formica exsecta, 1672 nucleotides. RefSeq names its product juvenile hormone epoxide hydrolase 1-like. The record is from RefSeq and is a predicted model, not a curated record. NCBI's taxonomy places the organism in Eukaryota, Metazoa, Arthropoda, Insecta, Hymenoptera, Formicidae. The transcript is spliced from 8 exons. Gene Ontology annotation, molecular function: epoxide hydrolase activity. The coding region runs from base 92 to 1513 and encodes 473 amino acids. Gene Ontology annotation, biological process: epoxide metabolic process.
AACUGACUAUGAUGACUGGGCUGUUGCUUAUAGUCAAUUGUACAGUUCAAGGCAGUUAUACGUUCCAUGUAAGACGAGAGAGACGUACACCAUGUGGAAGACCACGACGGUGAUCUUGGUUCUUACCAUUGGUAUAGCUUUCUUGUUCCGCAAUAAACCUAUAGAUGUACCAGAUUUACCUGAAACGUUCUGGGGACCGGAAAAAAAUAAGGUGGCCUCGAAAGAAAUAAGACCUUUCGUUAUUAAUAUACCAAAAUCGGUAAUCGAUGAUCUGAACGAACGGCUCGUAAAAAAAAGAGAGCUGGUAGAACCGUUGGAAGACGUUGCGUGGACUUAUGGUAUCAGCACGACAUAUCUGAAUAAUAUUCUUGAACAUUGGCGUACAAAAUACAAUUGGACUGAACGGCAGGCGCUUCUCAACAAAUAUCCUCAAUACAUAACCAAUAUACAAGGUCUGGACAUACAUUUUUAUCACGUGAAACCAUCUAUUCCACCGAAUCGGAAAAAUAUAAAGGUUCUUCCGUUAUUGAUUAUUCACGGUUGGCCAGGAUCCGUGGUGGAGUUUCAAAAAAUUAUUCCCAUAUUAACGACGCCACGUCCCGACAGAGAUUUUGUAUUUGAAGUGAUUGCACCUUCACUUCCCGGAUAUGGAUUUUCGCAAUCGGCUGUACGACCCGGAUUAGGCACACCACAGAUAGCUGUUAUAUUUAAAAAUCUCAUGUUGCGUCUCGGUUUUAACAAGUUUUACGCUCAAGGAGGAGACUGGGGCUCCUUUAUUACUGCACAUUUAGGAAGUUUGUUUCCGGACAACAUUCUUGGCGCUCAUAUGAACAUGUGUUCAACGAGUUCAAGCAAGUCUAUGCUCUGGGUGUUACUCGGUGCUCUUGUUCCACAAUUUGUGGUAGAGAAUCAACAUUAUUCUAGAAUGUAUCCUUUGAGUGACCAUACGAGUCGGUUAAUUGAAGAAUCGGGAUAUAUGCACAUACAGGCUACCAAACCGGAUACUAUAGGCACUGCCGUGGCAGCCUCACCAGUAGCACUGGCAGCAUAUAUCUUGGAAAAGUUUAGUACAUGGACAAAUAACGAAUACAAACUUCGUUCUGACGGCGGUCUACUCGAGAAAUACACUUUAGACGAGCUUCUAGACAAUGUCAUGCUUUAUUGGGUUACCAAUUCUUUGACUACGAGCGUCCGAAUUUAUGCUGAGCAAUUUACUGCAAAACAUAGAUCAAGCAAUAUAGACGAAUUGCCAGUUCAUGUACCAACAGCAUGUGCGGCGUUUCCUCACGAACUAGCGUAUCAAUCGGAGAGUAUCGUUCGUGACAAAUUCAUUAAUCUAAUACAAUUUAAUCAUUUACCGCGCGGAGGUCAUUUCGCCGCAUUCGAAGAACCGGGACUCUUAGCGGAUGAUAUUUUUGAAUUCGUGUCUAAGACUGAAGAUCUUAGGAAGAAAGCUGAUGAUAAGGAUGUACCAAACACAGGAAAGAAAAUAAAGGAACCUACGAAAAUUUAAAAACAAACUAUACUAUACUAUAUUAACUAAGGGCACAACAAAAUCUAUGAUAUUGGAGAAGCUAGAUUUUUUUGUUACUAGCAGAACCAGUAUGUGGUAAUAUUUUUUCUAUUUUUGCAUGUGUAAAAAUUUUUGAAAUAAAAUGAUUAUUUUCCAUAA